Molecule: messenger RNA, 2000 nt
Organism: Rana temporaria (common frog)
Lineage: Eukaryota; Metazoa; Chordata; Amphibia; Anura; Ranidae
Gene: ZGPAT
Product: zinc finger CCCH-type and G-patch domain containing
Exons: 7
Coding region: 342-1868 (508 amino acids)
Biological process (GO): negative regulation of DNA-templated transcription; regulation of transcription by RNA polymerase II
Cellular component (GO): nucleus
Molecular function (GO): RNA polymerase II cis-regulatory region sequence-specific DNA binding; DNA-binding transcription factor activity, RNA polymerase II-specific; metal ion binding
Source: RefSeq, a predicted model, not a curated record
GGCACCGUCUGUCAUAGCGUUGGGUCAGUGGAAUGAAUAUGUUUUAGGGACUAAGGAACAUGACUGGACAGAUUAUUAGAAGACGCGUUCUGUCCGCUUAGAGAUUAAUCGUUUUUAAACUAAAAUGGACCUAAGGGGGCUACAAGAAAAUGGCGGCAGGUGCGGGGGACAGCUGAGGAAGUUACGUUCUGAUGCCGGUGUCAUGGCGGCUGUGUAAGGAUACAUGAAGACAGUUGAGGAUUGGUGAAAGUUGAUGUUCCUAUUUUAUUUUACAGAAGACAAGCUCUAUAAAGAAGGCAGAAUCUAGUCAGUACCCGGGUGGAGGUGUUCUGUAGCACACAAUGGAUGAAGAGAGUCUGGCAGCCGCCAUCCGGACCUACAAAGCUCAGCUAGAACAGGUCAGACAGACGGUGAACGCCGACUUGGACCCCUCACAGAGAGCCGACCUCCUCCAGCUUCAGGAGGACUUGCAGCAGCUGAUAGAACUGACAGAGUCCAGCCUGCUGUCUGUCCAGAAAUCCAACUUACUCUCCGCCCUCGAUGGUCCUUCCUCCUCCUCCUCACAGCCGGACGAUGAGUAUGAGGCUUUCAGGAGGGCCGUAGGGGAGCUGAGUAACGAAAGUGAGGCCACGGGGGCCACGGAUAGUAAAUCCAUUUGUUCGGGAGGCAGUGAGGAGGAGGUGGAGGAAGACGAAGAUGCAUCUAGCGGGAUGAAGGUCAGAGCCCCUUACUAUAGCACAUGGGGGACGUUGGAGUAUCAUAACGCCAUGAUUGUGGGCUCAGAAGAAACGGAGGAUGGGAGUCCGGGUGUCCGGGUUCUCUAUCUGUACCCCACGCACAAGGCCAUGAAGCCAUGCCCCUAUUUUCUAGAUGGAAAGUGUCUCUUUAAUGAAAGCUGCAGGUUCUCCCAUGGACAAGUGGUGCCGGCGAGUGAACUCCGGGUCUUUAAGGAGCCAGACCUCGACUCUCUCAGCAUUGACAAACCCUGCUUGGCCCGGCACAGCGAUGGCAUCUGGUACUCUGGGCGGAUUAUAGACAUUGACAACUCAUUCUACACUGUAAAAUUUGAUUCUUUGCUGCUGAAGGAAGCCGUGCUUGAAGCAGAUGCCGUCAUCCAACCGCUACGGGAAAGUGAAGACUCUUCGUCCGAUGAAGAUGAUGAGGAUGAAGUCGAGGAUUCUGGGUAUGCCCAAGUAUUGGCGGACAAUGAAGUGGUUGGACCUGGUCCCUGCAGUUCUGAAUUUGCCGGUUGGGAGGCUCACACACGUGGGAUUGGAUCAAAGCUUAUGGCUCGAAUGGGAUAUGAGUUUGGGAAAGGUCUCGGAAAGAAUUCAGAGGGGCGAAUUGAGCCCGUACAGGCCGUGGUCUUGCCAAAAGGAAAAUCAUUGGACCAGUGUUUAGCGAUCCAACAAAGGAAGAAAAAAGGAGGGGGCCGCCCUCCCAGAACCAGAAAAAAGCGAGCGCCCAAGAUGGCGGCGGCAGGCCGCGGGAAGCCCAACCGCCGCAAUGUGUUUGACUUCCUGAAUGAGAAACUGGAGGGCCAAAACCACAAGGGGCAACCCACAGGGACCAAAACCAAUCUAGAAAGGAAAGGCAAGGAAGUAUAUAAUGCCAGCCAAAGUAGCAAGCGGGCAUUGAGUAUUGAAUUGGCCAAGACUAUAGAGAGGACUCGGCAGAAGCAGAGAGAGAUUGCGCACAUUGCAGAGUCGCUGGCAAGGAAUGUAGGAAGUGAUAGCGUGAUGAUCACGCAGCUGGAGAAACGCCUCUCGGACGCUCGAUCUCAGCUUGCAGGUUUGCAGCAGGAAGAGCGAAGUUUGCAAAGAGAACAGAAGAAGGCAAACACACACAAAAAAAUGACUGAAUUUUAAUUUGUCCCAUAUAUAUAUAUAUAUAUAUCCCUGUACAGAAUCGUGCUUUAUACCUAUGUAUCAAACUGUUCAUUGCCCCAGUUUGUAAUAUUUGUUUCUGAAACUGAGAAUAAACCGUUUUUUAUACUCCCA